Uranotaenia lowii is the source of this 3055-nucleotide messenger RNA. Its product is annotated as scavenger receptor class B member 1. Gene Ontology annotation, molecular function: scavenger receptor activity. The record is from RefSeq and is a predicted model, not a curated record. The transcript has 9 exons. Gene Ontology annotation, cellular component: membrane; cytoplasm. The coding region runs from base 835 to 2646 and encodes 603 amino acids. Lineage: Eukaryota; Metazoa; Arthropoda; Insecta; Diptera; Culicidae.
CUGGCAAGUCGCGAGGAUCUAGCUUUUUCCCCCCUCGGGUGUGUUGAUUCUUGUAUCUGGACUAAAAGUGGAAAAGCGCGCGCGUUCGCGUUCUUGUUGAUUCUGCUUUUUUAAAGUAAGCCUUUUGGCUGGUGAUCAGUGAGUUAAGUUGGGGGAUCAACGGUAGAGUGAAAGGACUUUUCUCAAACUUGAAGACAUAUGGGAAAAGACGGGACAGCUGAAAACUGAAGCCUUCAAAAAACCGAAAAGGAUAUCGGAGAAACCGUUAAAGUGCAUUUUUCAACCAAGGAAAACCCAAGUUUAUGAGUUAGUGUUCAGUGAAGUGAAUAUUUGAAACUAGCAGCUCAUCAGCAAAGUGGAAUAAAUUCGAGAAUCAGUUUUCAAAUCGAACAAUUGACCAUAAAUAACAAUUGUUUCUCACCUUACUGACAUCCCGAAGGAAGCCCAAGUGCGCUGAUUAGUGAUCUUGUGGAAAUACCGGAAACUUAGCAUUUUAUCUGACUACUUAAAAUAAAACAUCGCCGGAAGAUUUUUUCCCCCGGUCAGUCACAAUCGAUGCGUGAUCUGUUGUAAAUAACCGGUACUCUCCCGCCGCUUCGGCUUGGAUCAGUGUUGUUACUCCGGGGCCCUGGAAGAACGAUCAUCCUGUGCUGUUAAGAUGAUGCCGAGUUUUGACGCCUGAAGAGACCGUCCAGGGAGAGUGUGUGUUAGGGUGGUGCAAGUGUGUGGUGUUUAAGCAGGGGCUUUAGUUGGUUUUGUUUACGGUUUUUUUUUGCUUCAACUCGACAAAAGUGUCGCGCUUAGAUUAGCGGAACAUACAUCAUCAUCAUCAUCAUGACGACCACGCCAAUAUUCCCACUGAAUGCCGGGCGAAAGCGAAUCCUUAAAUUCGGCGUGCUCGGGUUGCUCUGCGUGGUAAUCAGUUGCGCCAUCGUGGCCAUCGAUCCGACUGAGGUAGUCGUUACAAAUAUGCUAUCCAUGUACGAAGGUUCCUAUAUGAACAGACUGUGGAAGAAGCCACCCUUAGAAGUGUUCAUAAGUAUACGGGUCUUCAACGUAACCAAUCCGGAUGCAUUUCUUCAUGGCCGGGAGAAACUUCGAUUGGAGGAGAUCGGCCCGUAUGUGUACCAAGAGUUCCUGGAACAUCACAACGCAACCUUCAAUCCGAAUGGCACUCUCAGCUUCACCCCCGUUCGGCGUCAAGUUUUUGUACCGGAACGAUCGAUAGGCGAUCCCAAAAACGAUCGCAUCAUAGUACCAAACAUUGUGCUGCUAGGGCUGUCCAGUGCAGCCUAUCGGAUAUCAACCUGGGCUUCACUCGCCGCCGCUGCCGCUCUUAAACCUCUCGGGAUGAGUCCGUUUAUGAACAUAACCUCCCACGAACUACUCUGGGGCUACGAUGACCCAGUCGUAAAAGUGGCGUCAACUCUCCUUCCCGAAUUCAUCACCUUCAAGAAAAUAGGCGUACUUGAUCGGAUGUUCGACGACGGGUUCAAUACGGUUACCAUCAACCUGCCCAAGUCGGUGCAGAACCAGCGAAAGCAGAAGGUCGUCUCCAAAGGCAUCUCGGAGCACGACGUGCUGCACUCGGCCGACGAUUACGACAGUCAGCUGAACGGGGAGGACGAUGACGACGACGAGGACGAUUACGGGUUCGAUGCGGAAUCCAUUGCGGAGCUGGUCGUCGAGAAGGAACGGGAAGAGCGCGAGGAUCCGAUCCGGACCUACUCGAUCGACCUGUGGAAUGGGUCGCCUGGGCUAGCUCACUGGGGCUACGUCGGGAAGGACCACUGGGAUGCGGACCGGAAAAACACACCCUGCAACACCCUGCAAGGAUCGUACGAUGGGACUGUUUUCCCCCGGAACAUCUCCAAGACGGAAGUGUUCAAAGUGUACCGGAAGGCUUUCUGUCGAACGUUGCCCAUUGCCUUCGAAAAGGAAGGCGAACACGACGGCAUCAAGGCGUACUGGUUCGCCAUCCAGGAUAAUGCGUUCGAAAGUUCGACGGACGAUCCGUAUACGGCCUGCUACUGCCGGAAUGGUCAGUGCCUGCCGAAAGGGCUGGGCGAUCUGAGCCCUUGCUGGUACAACAUUCCCCUAGCCGUAUCGUUGCCCCAUUUCUACAAAGGCGACAAAGCUCUGUCAGAUGCGAUCGAUGGAUUGAAGCCGGUCAAGGAGAAACACGAUACGGUGUUGAUCAUGCAGCCGCAACUAGGGAUUCCGAUGAAGGCAAACAUCCGGGUACAGAUAAGCUUGCUGACCAACGUCAGCUUCAACGCGGACCUGAAACCGUUCCACAAUUCGGCCAUCCCGCUGCUGUGGGCUGAAAUGUGCGUAGAAAAGCUUACCCCGGACAUCGUGAUGCUGCUGCAUCUGCUGUUCGAUAUCGCCCCGUACCUGCAAACCGGUUGUGUCUAUCUGCUGGCGCUACUCGGGCUUUCGCUACUCGCCACCACGACGCUGAUGUCGCUGUGCUCCCGGCAUGCCACCCUCGAGUACGAUCCGCGGAAAUCCAUCCGAUACUCGACCGUCAACAUGAUCCCGUACCCGUUGCGCAAGGAGCUGGAAAAGUAUGGCAGCAGUGGCCUCGAGGGGGUGGCAGAAAUUCGCCGGGAGGCGUUGCUCAUCGAAAACGAAGCAUCCUAAACUGUGAACCGACAACAAAUGAUUCGGUUCGACUUUGGCCAAAGUUUGCGACCGGUUGGACUGGUUUUCCCAAAUUCGAAACGAACAAAGUCGAGCGGGAUUGCAACGGAUUAUUCGUUCUAGAAUAACGCAGUCAUUGUGAUAUCUAAGCUACACUCUACCUAUAUGAUAUGUUUUGUAAUUUUAGAUUUUAUUUUUGUACAUAUUUUCCAAUCAAACAUAUAUUUUCUAAUUUAAAAUGCAAAAAUCUAUGUUCACAUAGCUAGGAGGCGGUUUUGUGUUAUUUUCUAACUGUAGUAGGAAGGAGCGAAUCAAUAGCAACUGACGAUAACGAAUUUUUUUUUAUCCCAAAACAGUUCCAUGCGAUAGGGUUUUUUUCUACUUACUGAAAAUUUACUAAUGAGAAAUA